AUGAUGAAAGCUUCGUCGACAAACAGAGAUGAAGACGGUGACGAAGCUCAAGCACCACUGUCUCCAACGCCAACCUAUCGCGAUUCUCCUCUGCCUGAGAUGAGCCGACUAAGAGACUCAAAGCCUGAAGAUUUCAACCGCCCUUGGCAUAUCUUCCCGCUCAAGUGCCGAGAAGGAGGGGUUUUGAAAAGAGUUGGACACACUGAAGCUUAUGUCUAUCUCAGUGUUUUAGCUGGACUAGAUCCUGUUGGAGUAUUUGUAUAUCAAAGGAAGAGAGAUGAGCUAGUGGAACGUUCUUCUGCAGCUUGGAUCCCAACAAUGUCGGGACCUUUCACAGCUUAUUGCUACAAGUCUAUAUUAGAUGGAAUAGAGCACAAGGGAGAGAUAGGUGAGGAUGGUCAAGACAUGCUUGUGAGGGUUCAUUCAGAAUGUCUCACUGGAGACAUAUUUGGAUCAGCAGGGUGUGAUUGCGGGAACCAACUAUCUCUUUCGGUGCAGCAGAUCGAGUCUACUGGUCGUGGUGUGUUGGUUUACUUGCGCGGACAUGAAGGAAGAGGGAUUGGCUUAGGUCAUAACACGGUUGAAGUUAAUGAGGAGUUGGGACUUCCUGUUGAUUCUAGAGAGUAUGUGAUUGGUGCACAGAUACUGAUGGAUUUGGGAGUGAGGACGAUGAAGCUGAUGACGAAUAAUCCGGCAAAGUAUGUUGGUCUGAAGGGAUAUGGAUUAGCUGAUUAG
Eruca vesicaria subsp. sativa (arugula) is the source of this 735-nucleotide messenger RNA. The record is from the annotation of a GenBank genome assembly. NCBI's taxonomy places the organism in Eukaryota, Viridiplantae, Streptophyta, Magnoliopsida, Brassicales, Brassicaceae.